This is a messenger RNA of Impatiens glandulifera, 1554 nucleotides long. Its product is annotated as glycine-rich cell wall structural protein-like. Bases 89 to 1360 code for a protein of 423 amino acids. The transcript has a single exon. NCBI's taxonomy places the organism in Eukaryota, Viridiplantae, Streptophyta, Magnoliopsida, Ericales, Balsaminaceae. The record is from RefSeq and is a predicted model, not a curated record.
UCUUUAGACGCGCUUUGCAUUCUCUUGUUCGAUCAUUUCUUUCAUAAAACCCACCUUCAUCGAUUCUAUAUAAAGAGGCCGUUAUUGCAUGAGGGUUUUAGAAGUGGAAGUUUUAUCAUUACUCAAGAUGGCUAAAUACAAACUUCCUACACUUCUUUUCUUUGUUUUGUUGGGUGUGGGUGUGUGCUUUGCAAGUAGAGUGCUCCUCACACUCGAAGGAGUCCAAGGAUAUGGCGGUAGUGGUGGUGUUGGGGGAGGUUAUGGAAGUGUUGGUGGUGGUGGUGGUGUUGGUACUGGAGGGUAUGGUGGUGGAGGCGGAUCAGGAGGAGGCUCAGGCGGUGGUUAUGGUGGUGGAGGAGGCUCGGCCGGUGGUGUUGGUGGAUAUGGUGGUGGAGUAGGCUCGGGAGGUGGUAGUGGAUAUGCAGCCGGAGGAGAACAUGGUGUUGUUGGUGGUGGAUAUGGUGGUGGAGUAGGGUCGGGAGGUGGUAGUGGAUAUGCAACCGGAGGAGAGCAUGGUGGUGUUGUUGGUGGAUAUGGUGGUGGAGUAGGGUCAGGAGGUGGUGGUGGAUACGGAGCUGGAGGAGAGCAUGGUGGUGGUUAUGGAGGUGGAGUAGGUUCGGGAAGUGGUGGUGGAUAUGGAGGCGCGGGAGGGGAGCAUGGUGGUGGGUAUGGUGGUGGAGUAGGUUCAGGAGGUGGUGGUGGAUAUGGAGGCGCCGGAGGGGAGCAUGGUGGUGGUGUUGGGUAUGGAAGUGGUAAUGGUGGUGGUGGUGGAUAUGGAGGUGGUGGAGUACAUGAUGGUGGUUAUGGAGGUGGACAUGGGAAUGGGGGUGGUAGUGGAGGAGGAGGAGGAGGGGGUAUUGUUGGUGGUGGUGGUGAGCAUGGUGGUGGGUAUGGAAGUGGAGGUGGCAGUGGUGAAGGAGGUGGAGUUGGAUAUGGUGGACAAGGUGGUAGUAUAGGAAGUGGUGGUGGUGGUGGUGGGACUGGUUAUGGUUCGGGUGGUGCUCAAGGUGGUGGAUAUGGAGGAGGAGGAGCAGGAGGGGGUAGUGGAGCCGGAGGUGGUUAUGUUUCGGGUGGAGCUCAAGGUGGUGGAUAUGGAGGAGGAGGAUCGGGUGGGGGUAGUGGAACCGGAGGUGGUUAUGGUUUGGGUGGUGAACAUGGUAAUUACUAUGGUGUUGGGGGAGGAAAUGGUGGAGGUAGUGGGGGAGGUUAUGGUGGUGUGGCUGGAGGAGGGUAUGGUGGUGGUGGUGGUUCUGGCAGCGGUUAUGGUGGCGGCGGUGGUGGUGGCGGUGAUCAUGGAGUUGGAUAUGGAGGAGGGACCGGUGGUGGUGAAGGUGGAGGACAUGGUGGCUAUGUUCCUUGAAAUGGUGAACCCUAAUCUUGGUGCUAGCUCAUAUAUAAUAUAUAUUUAUUAUGAUGACUAAUUAAUUAUUAAGAUAUAUAGCGCCAAUUGUUUAAUAUAAAUAAGAUUAAUUAAAUUGUUGUAUGGUGCGAUUAUAAUUAAUGAUAGCCAAUUGAGGAAGGAUUGGUGAAUUAAUGCAAGUGUUUGAGUUUCUC